Molecule: messenger RNA, 5489 nt
Organism: Colossoma macropomum (tambaqui)
Lineage: Eukaryota; Metazoa; Chordata; Actinopteri; Characiformes; Serrasalmidae
Gene: fgd4a
Product: FYVE, RhoGEF and PH domain containing 4a
Exons: 16
Coding region: 1414-3561 (715 amino acids)
Biological process (GO): filopodium assembly; cytoskeleton organization
Cellular component (GO): cytoplasm
Molecular function (GO): metal ion binding; guanyl-nucleotide exchange factor activity
Source: RefSeq, a predicted model, not a curated record
UGGUCCACGUUUAAAUCUUUCAUUCACACACACCAUAUGCUUGUAUUUUUUGCAGCAUUCAACAUGUUGACUCUUCCUAAAGGCACGUUCCAACCCAAAACUAGUUAAUUGUUAUGUUAUGCAAUAUGCUGUAGGGCAGCCUUGCAUCACUCAGCCUCUUUGGUUUGACAGAGUUCUAAAAUUUAUGGGUUUUUUUUUGUGUUCUCAUUAAUUUCAUGGUGAGAUGUUCUCUCACUAUAAUACCUAGCAUUUAUGUAAUUCAGCAAUGUAGAAAUAGCGAUGUGGAAAUCCUGACUGCCAACCUACCCAUGAUGUAGAGGCUAAUACAGGUUCUGAGGAGUAAUGUUAGCUAUCUGGCUCUUUCAGCCUGUGUGCACUUGUAGUUCCUGCUACCUUUGAGAUGCAUCAUCAGAUGUUUUUUUCUAGUCUUUAAACCAGAAAAUCUUGCUACAGAGACUACUGUGGCAUCGCUGUAGGAUGUGUUUCCCCUUAAUCAUCAAAAGAAUAGCAAUUCAAAAUGUUUUUAAUACAUAUCUGCAUAGUUUCUUGUCAGUUUGAAAUAAUUUAACACAUUAAAGACAAACCAGGUUUAAUUUGAGAAUAAGAGUAUGACACAUGAAUAUUUGUGACAGGAGUAGCUUGGGAUUAAUUACCAAACCCCCUUGUUGAUACCAUUACACAAACCUCUAGGUCUUUAAACCAUCUUUGAGCCACAUUUUUUAUAUUGUUUUGUAACCAAAGUUACAGAACAUGAUGAAUAGAAGUUAAAAAUAUGCCUAAAGUGUUAAUAAAUAAUUGUGUUCUCAUGUAUAUUGUCUUAAUCUAUUGAAAUCUAACAGUGAGAAAAACAGUGAGAAGGCAAGAAGGUAGUGUAAAGGUCUUUAUUAUAUGAAAGAUGGUUUGGCCAUCACCAUUUUAGUCUGUGUCAUGAAUAGCAUUCUGUGGUUAUCUGUGACACCUGAGAGUGGUUUGACUGCAGUCAGUUUAUAGUCCGGCUCUGGUCACUGCAUUCAAUAUAAGUCAUUUCCACUCUAAUUUAGAUGUUAGCAGAGGUGGAGGGGGUUACAUAAGUUGCUUUUAUCAUCCUUCCGCGCUUACACUGAUCGCCAUUUUCCAUUCACUCACAAGCACAUUUUUGAAAGGUCAAGAUCACUAGCUCGUCAAUGUCACCUUUUUGCAAGAGCUCCCAAAUGUUGAAGUUAAAUGGUGUAAUGAAGUAGAGUAAGGAAAAAAACAUUAGCUUCUAUUUCGUGAUUAUACAGGAAGAGUUUAUCAAGAAAGAGAAGUUGGGUGACUCCCACUUGCAACCAGAUGUUUCUCAAGAGAAAGGUUGAGAAGGCAAGAGGUUUCAAAUGGGCAGAACAGCUACAGUGUUUGUAGAAGAUGAGCUUGAAACACAGUAUUAAGCUUUAGAUGAUGAAACCUAAACACAGUCACACAGACAGCAGGAGGGAGGGUUCUCCUCUAAAGCAGCCUGUCAGAACUCCUAAGAGCAGCCCGGUGCGCAAGAGCGGUCAGAAACAACUGGAGCCUAAAGAGCAGUCGCCAGACUCCAGCGCGGUCAGCCCUGGCCAUGCUGACGGCCACUCCACCAACGGGGUGUUAGCCCAGAUGGACAGAGAGAGCGCAGAGAGCGUACAGUGCACAGACGGCCAGCCGCUGCUGAACGGAGAUGUUGGGGAGCAGAGCGUGGACGGGGACAUAGAUCUGUCUCAUAGUCUGAUUGAGGCAGGUGAGAGAGAAGAGAGAGAGAACGAGGCCGGGAGAGAGGCGACUGAGAAUGAGGCCAGUAAGGAAGAUAAGAGUAUGGAGCACAAGGAGACCAAUGAGCAGAAGCUGUACAAGAUUGCUAAUGAGCUCCUGCAGACAGAAAAGGCCUAUGUGGCUCGCCUCAACUUGUUAGACCAGGUGUUCUGUGCCAAGCUGAUGGAGGAGGCAGGGAAAGGCACAUUCCCUGUGGAUGUGGUGAAGAACAUCUUCUCGAAUAUCUCCUCUAUCAAUGCCUUCCACAGCCAGUUCCUCCUUCCAGACCUGGAGAAACGCAUGGGAGAAUGGGAGUCGACACCUCGCAUUGGCGACAUCCUGCAGAAGCUUACCCCCUUUCUGAAGAUGUAUGCUGAGUAUGUGAGGAACUUUGAUAAAGCCAUGGAGCUGCUGAAACAGUGGACAGACCGCUCACCCCAGUUCAAAGCCAUCAUUCAGGACAUCCAGAAGCAAGAGGUCUGUGGUAGUCUAACUCUGCAGCACCAUAUGCUGGAGCCUGUGCAGAGAGUGCCUAGAUAUGAGAUGCUCCUCAAAGACUAUCUGAAGAAGCUCCCUCAGGACCAUGUGGACCACAGGGACGCUGAAAAGUCCUUGGAAAUUAUUGCCAUGGCAGCCACUCAUUCCAACACUGCCAUUCGCAAAUCCGAGAACUUGAAGAAAUUACUGGAGAUCUAUGAGAUGCUGGGGGAGGAGGAGGAUAUAGUGAAUGCCUCCAAUGAAUUUAUUAAGGAGGGCCACAUUCUCAAACUGGCAGCCAGGAACACUUCAGCCAUGGACAGAUAUCUCUUUCUGUUCAACAACAUGCUGCUGUACUGCGUUCCCAAGUUCAGCCUGGUGGGGCAGAAGUUCACAGUGCGUACGCGUAUUGGAAUUGAUGGGAUGAAAGUGACAGAGACAUACAACGAGGAUUACCCCCAUACUUUCCAGGUGUCCGGCAAGGAGCGUACUCUCGAGCUGCAGGCCAGCUCUGAGCAAGAUAAAGAGGACUGGAUAAAGGCAUUCCAGGAAACAAUAGAGAUCUUUCACCAAAAGAAUGAGACGUUUAAAACAGCAUCUAAAGACGUGGAGGAAGUGUCGAUAUCGGAGCUGGGGAAGCGUGCCCCUCGCUGGAUUCGAGACAAUGAGGUGACGAUGUGUAUGAAGUGCAGAGAACCCUUCAACGCUCUCACUCGCAGGAGACAUCACUGUCGAGCCUGUGGUUAUGUUGUGUGCUGGAAGUGCUCAGACAAUAAGGCUCCUCUGGAAUACGAUGGGAAUAAAAUGAACAAAGUGUGUCGAGACUGUUACUCUAUUCUAACAGGCCACACAGAGAGCGAAGAGAAAGAGGGCAAGAAGAAAGGCAUUCUGGAGUUUCGGAGAAAACGGCUUGCACGUGUUCAGCAUGAGCAAUCAGGGGCGAUUGAAGCAGCUCAGUUUUCUGGCAGUAGUAUAAUGUGCGGCUUCCUGCAGUACUGUGAGAAAAAUAAGCCCUGGCAGAAGGUCUGGUGUGUCAUCCCUCAGAAAGAAGCUUUAGUGCUCUAUCUGUAUGGAGCACCACAGGACGUUAAGGCCCAGUCCACGAUCCCAUUGCUAGGGUACUCUGUGGACGACGCCACCCGGCCAGCAGACCCUCCAGCCAGCUUUCGUCUGUCACAGUCGAAGUCCGUGCACAGCUUUGCAGCAGAGAGCGAAGAGCUGAAGCAGCGCUGGCUCAAGGUGAUCCGGGUGGCCGUGACGGGCGAGGUGCCAGAAUGCCCACCACCUAUAGAGCCCCACGGGGCAGAGGGCAGUCAUGAACCUAGCUCAGAGAGCAUCUGAGAGACUCCAGAAGAGCAGCUUCUGCUUACUCGACCACAAUCAAGCCUCAGAGACAGAGAGCUUAGAGGCACAGCCUGAGAGAGGAUGUCUGAGAAAAAUAACACAAACUCUACACUCACUUACUUGUGGAGCAUGGACGCCACCUGUUGAUAGGGCAGUGUAUCUCCACAUUGGAUUUAAAAUGUUCCUAAGUGACAAGAACAAGGCUUUCCCUCUGAAACAUGGAGGUCCAAAGCGAUGGCACACACAAGUGCUUUGAAACUUCACCAGUGCCCCAAGACAGGCGCCAGCAGCCUGGGCCAAAUGACGUUUGGAUGAAUGCACAGCCAUUUCCGCACAUCAUGCUCUCAUGCUCAGCCCUGUUAUAGUGCAGCAUAAUGUAUAAGCAUUGUAUAUACACACAUUGUACCAUUUUAAAAGCAGUCAAUCCAUUAAGUAUGUAUGAGGGGAUGUGCCCUCACUGUCUCUUUUAUAAAGAUAUGAUGUGAAUGCAGGUUCUCUCCAAUGCUGAAGCCAAGUUUGAAAUUGAAUUCAGGCUGCCUCAGCACUCUGGGAAGAGAGUAAUGCUCUAUCUUCAUUCACAGGGACUGCACAUCACAUUCGGUUUCAAUUUUACAUGCAAUAAACACUCAUUAACGUCACUGCACCUGAAGACGGGUUCAGCAGGAGCCAUGGUGCCGCAUUUAGGAACCAGCAUGAACUCAUUCCCAGCACAUUAAUGGAAAAAAAAAAAAAACACUCAUGGAUAUGUACACUGAAACAAGCAAUGCUUUCUCCUAAGCUAAGGACACCUAUGCUACAACAGUAAAGUCAACAGAGUUAUCUAUUGUAUUAUCAUAAGCUGGACAAAUAUCCUUACUUUACAGGCCUAGGCAAAUCACACCAGUGAAUGGUCAGACAGACUGAUUUUUUUUACCCAGUCGGGUGAAUGUGCCGUUUCUCAGAACCUAUCUCUUGUCAGGAUAGCAUUUAAGAUAAGAAAGAAAAGUCUGUAUGAUAUUUAACAUAGACUGAAGGCCACAUUUGUAGACAUGUACAUGUUUAUCAUCCACAAGCACAGAGUAUGUGUCCUUCUUUCUAUAUGGUGGCCAUGUUCAUACAUCUGGAUGAGUGCUAACGAGCUGGCCAGUGGAGAUGUGGUGCGCUACUGAUGAGUGUCUUAAAUGAGACUUCCUGCGCGGGCAGAACAAUCAAGGACAAAUAGGCCCAGAAGCAGGGAGACAUAUGUAAAUGUUUUAUGAAAUACUGUAAUUAACUUUAUUUAAGAGUAAUUUAUAAAAGAUGUGCAUGAUUUUGAAAAGCAGUAGCACAAAGCAGCGUUCCAUACCAUUUUGCCUCCCUCUGUCGAGUUGUUCUGUCCAUUUAUGAUUUUAGUAUUCAGCACAGCAUCAUAGUCAACGUUUGUGAUUUUGUUGUUCUUGUAACAUUUUCUUUUUUCUCCACUUUCACAAUAUUGAACUAUGUUUGAGAACUGGUCAGUGUUUUACGAAUGGUAAUAUGUGCCUGCAACAGUCACAUUUAAAACAGAGACAAAUCCUGGGCCAAUCUAGCAGUUGCAUAUUGCCUAGUAUUGCAGAUACGUAGGCUAGGUCAUCUAUUAUAGCAACAGGUACACUGAGGUUUAGCCUCUUAACUAGUAUGAACACAGCACCUCUAGUCUAACAAUGCAGUGUUGUGUCUAUAGCCAGACUCUUCUGGCCUGACAAGAAAGCAAGAGUACUGGUGUGCCAUUUUAAAUGCUGAAUGUAGCCCUGUAGUUUGUUCAGAUUUUCCCCUAGCAUUAGUUACAACAGGUUGACCCUAGAGUUAGCUGGAGAAAGCCCCAAUUCUCUACACUGAAAUUUCCUCCCUUCUCCAAAUCUAAAAUGCACUUUACCGUCUUCUAUAAAGUGUACCUUGUAAGAUAAUAAAAACAAAAGGAUUAUGUA